Molecule: messenger RNA, 1171 nt
Organism: Aspergillus saccharolyticus JOP 1030-1
Lineage: Eukaryota; Fungi; Ascomycota; Eurotiomycetes; Eurotiales; Aspergillaceae
Exons: 1
Coding region: 172-834 (220 amino acids)
Source: RefSeq, a predicted model, not a curated record
CACCUGGCUAACAUGGCUUAUCUGGCUCACCUGGCUGACAUGACUUAUCUGGCUUCGCCUGGCUGAAGUGGCUUUCCUGACUUAUCUGGCUCUUCUGGCUUUUCUGGCUCUUUUACCUUGUCUGGCUCUGGUGGUUCUCCUGAUUCACUCACCAUCUGCUGCACGUUCACAAUGAAGUUCAGUGGGAAUCAAUGUCCCUUUUGCUCCUGUCUACUGAGGUCAGUGGUUCGCCAGCGACACUUCACAAGAUGCGACCGUGCAGAAGAAUGGCAUCCGUGUCCCAGUUGCCACGAAAAAAUUCAGGUACGCGACUUUGGACUUCAUCAAGCAUCAUGCGGAAAGAUAGCGAACAAAAAUCAUGGCCACUGUAGUGCGCUGUCUGCUUUGGCAUCCCAGCAUCCAGUAUUGAUCCGCACGACCGAGCAUCCGUCAGAACAGAUUCCCUGGAGAGAUGGUCAAGGAAACACUUCUGUUAAUACCAUGACCCACGACGACGUAAUUAUCCAGAUGCAACAUAAAUAUACUGCUUUACAAUCGGAUUUCAUGCUGCUUGUUGAGAAAUUGCAUGAAUUUGGAGCUGUACUUAUGAGUUGCCGCCCUAUGCCUAGUGAUGUAUCGCUGCAUCGAUCCGCGAUACCUGAGUCUCGAAAUGCUCCAGCUCUUAAUAGUCCCCUGACAGUUGAGCCCCAGACCCUUUCCACUCAUUCUAGUCCGGGCAUUCAAAAAAACAGCAAUCCUCUUUUAUCUGGCAUCGACGCUGCAUUGUCUUCGAAACCCUUCGAUGCUAGUAUGCUUGCCAAUCACUCGGUGCCUCAAGAUAAAGGUAAACCCUAACGUAGCGCAGACUCCAGAUGUUUCUAAUUUUUAUCCAGAUACCGAGAUGCCUGAUUUGAACAACAACGAGGAUGAAAUCAAUACUCUAGAAUCAGCAAACUCCCAACAAGCCGGUCUAGAUGAGAAGCCAAGUAAUCCAGGCGUCGGAAUUCAGGAAGAAGAGAAAUUUAGCAACAAUCAGACAAGUACAAGCAGUUCCGUUGCCAUGGCUCACAGCAAUUGUGACGAACAGCAAGGGAAGGCAAAACUUUCGUUCCAGAGGCCUGGAAGAAGACUUUGGAGAGCAUCGCCCAAGGCAAGGUCUGAGAAUACGCGUAUUAAACCGCAAGGUGAGAGU